AUGCUGACAGUUGAAAAAGACAAAGACAACCCUGACAAAAAAGUCAAGCAGCCGGUACAGGUUGCGUACCGUGAUGCCGCCAACCACAUUGAUACGAUUUUUGAGAGGUUUUUCAAAACUCUGGACGGCAAAAUAUCUCUGCUCACAGAACUGUCCCAGGCUGAAUCAGAUAAAUACCCGGAAGCUCAACUACGACAAAAUAUCAAUAUUCAAAGAUCGGUAAUUACAUUUCUAUCCCAACCAAUCAGAAACAAGCAUAAUUUUUCCUACCUCCAUAACCCAGAGAACACGUGUCGCCAAAGUUUGGUUAAAGUUUUGAAUGUAGUGCCAUCUGCAUUGGGAAACUUUGACCCCAGAAAUAAACUGCGCAGUGGGAAAAGAUUUGAUUUUAUCAACAAUACCAGUAACCACGCCCGUAUGCUGUUUUUUCUUGGGACCACACGCAAUGAAACUUUACUCGAACAAAUAAACAAAGAAGCUGAACAAUUCGGGGACAUUGUGCAGGAAAAUUAUCUCGAUAUUUAUAAGAAUAUCAGAUAUAAGGCAAUGUCAAUGCUCAAAUGGGCGUCAACAUUUUGUCCAGAUACAAACUACGUAUUAAGAACUGAUGACGACAUUGAUAUUGAUAUGGAAAAAAUUGUGGACGCCAUGAUACAGACCAAUCAAAGGUUGGAAAAUUUUAUUCUAGCAAAACUUGUAAAAAACGGAAGAGUUUUCAGAGACAAAAAUCACAAGGUUUACAUCUCAGAGGAAGAAUACCCAAACAGUACAUAUCCCACAUUUGGGCUUGGGGGCUUGCUGGGCUACCCCAUGGGGACAGUCAGACUACUGUACCAGGCGGCGCUGAGGGUCAAGCCCAUCUGGUUGGAUGACGUCUUCAUCACGGCUUUAUGUGCACCUAAGGUCAACGUGACCUUGCUAGAACAUCCGGCAUUUACAUUUAAGCAUAAAGACGUGUAA
Messenger RNA from Physella acuta, 960 nucleotides. Its product is annotated as beta-1,3-galactosyltransferase 1-like. The record is from RefSeq and is a predicted model, not a curated record. Gene Ontology annotation, biological process: protein O-linked glycosylation. Gene Ontology annotation, cellular component: Golgi membrane. Lineage: Eukaryota; Metazoa; Mollusca; Gastropoda; Physidae. Gene Ontology annotation, molecular function: hexosyltransferase activity.